AUGGAAAAGGCAGCUGCCCCUGCGGCUUGGAACCCUCAAUUCGGAGGAUGCAGGGUCGAUCUAGGUAUGAAGAACAACCAUGUAGUAAGAAAGUUGGAGAAGCGUCAACAGAUUUGCACCCUUGACCAACAUAUUGAAGAGCAAUUUGGUGGUGGUUGUUUGUUGGCUUGUAUUAUAGCAUGGGUUUGUCCGAGUGCUUAA
This is a messenger RNA of Prunus armeniaca (apricot), 201 nucleotides long. The record is from the annotation of a GenBank genome assembly. NCBI's taxonomy places the organism in Eukaryota, Viridiplantae, Streptophyta, Magnoliopsida, Rosales, Rosaceae.